GAGGUGCAUGAGAGCAACUCAGGGAAUGGCCACAUCAUCAAGAGGAGCUCCCCUUCAGCUACCGACAGCUAAGAGUGUGAUAGUUUACCGAAAUGGAGAUCCGUUCUUCACUGGCAGAAGGUUUCUCAUCAACAAACAAGUCUCCACCUUUGACACUUUCCUUAACCAAGUCACCAAGGGCAUUAAUGCACCCUUUGGGGCUGUCAGGAACAUCUACACCCCUAAGGAGGGACACAGAGUCUUUGACCUGGAUGAUCUGGAGAAUGGAGCCAGCUAUGUAGCAGCAGGAGUGGAAAAGUUUAAAACCUUGGAUUAUUUGCAAAUUACAACUAAGAAGCCACAAAGAAAGACAAAUGAAAUGAUUCGACCAGUUGUUCACAGCCGCAUUAUUGUUUCUGCACGAUGGAGAAAGUACAACUAUGAACCGUGUACUAUCAACAUUUUUACCAAUGGAGACCUGCUGAUACCCCCUGUGAGAUUACUUCUACCAAAGUAUACUAUUCAAGACUGGAAUCGUGUUCUUGCCUUGAUCACAGAAAAAGUUCACUUGCGCACUGGAGCUGUUCAGAGACUCUGCACAUUAGAUGGAAGAUCGUUGUUAGGCGCAGCUGAAUUAGAGAACAACCAAUAUUAUGUGGCCGUGGGAUCAGAGAAAUUCAAGAAGCUGCCCUAUUAUCAAGCCUUGCCCAGUAUCACCUUAAGGCCCACUGGCAUAGGAUUUCACUCCGAUCUGCUUCCUCCAAUCAGAAGAGGUCGAAAGGUCAGAGGAAGGUAUGAGCUACAGGAAGUUUCGCAUGGUGGAUCAAGUGAUUCUGGAUUGUUGGCCUCUCCCCAACAGUCUGAAGGUGAUAGCUCCCAUUCUACAACAGAUGGACAAGUGCUUGUGGGACCUCCACAAACAAUACAAGGGCAGUCAAAAGAUCUGGAAGCAAAGCCAUCCAGGGAGAAAAACUCUAUUUUCCGUGCAAAGCCCAUGAAGGUCAAACACCACAAACAUUCAGCCGGUCCUUUGGCAGAAUAUGAAGACAAUGGUGUGUUUAAAGCUCAAGAUACUCGGAAAGAAACUGAAGGUGCUGCUGAGGUGAGAGAAGAUGCAGAUAUGAGGGUGGAUCUACCUAUUGAUCAGAUGGUGUUGGGUUUAUUGAAAGGGAGUUCAAGCACCCUCCGAUCCCGAAGUGACCACAUGAGACUCAGUCUUCUUUUCACCGGCUUUAUUCAAGCAUAUGCAGGGGAGCUGCAUCCAUUCAACAAAAUGGUGCACAGCUCCAUGAUUGAUUACAUUCAACUACUUUUGUACUAUUUUCUUAUCACAGUACAUUUGAAUACACCAAAUCAGUAA
Messenger RNA from Carcharodon carcharias (great white shark), 1339 nucleotides. RefSeq names its product doublecortin domain-containing protein 2. The record is from RefSeq and is a predicted model, not a curated record. The transcript is spliced from 12 exons. NCBI's taxonomy places the organism in Eukaryota, Metazoa, Chordata, Chondrichthyes, Lamniformes, Lamnidae. The coding region runs from base 8 to 1339 and encodes 443 amino acids. Gene Ontology annotation, biological process: intracellular signal transduction. Gene Ontology annotation, cellular component: microtubule; microtubule organizing center.